Molecule: messenger RNA, 285 nt
Organism: Aethalodelphis obliquidens (Pacific white-sided dolphin)
Lineage: Eukaryota; Metazoa; Chordata; Mammalia; Artiodactyla; Delphinidae
Gene: CIMIP2C
Product: ciliary microtubule inner protein 2C
Exons: 2
Source: RefSeq, a predicted model, not a curated record
AUGGCCUCCCGCGGUGCGGGCGCCCUACUGACCGAGUUCAACGCCGCCUACGUGCCCCCCGGCCUCAUGCCCGGGUAUGACCGCCGCACACCAGGCCUCGCCUGAACCUGGGGCUCAGAGCCCCUGCGGGCGGGCCACAGCAGUGAGAGGCCUGCGUACCGCAAAAAAAAAAAAAAAAGAGUAUCCCCUGAGAACCUGAGGACCUACCAGACAUUCCCGUCAGGGAAGAGGGUCUCCCCACAGGAGUGGCAGAUGCGGGACGGCUACUUCGAGUUCAGAGCCUGA